AAUGUUUAAAAAAUAAAAGAUAAGUUGUUAAUUGAACAAUUGGCCAUUAAUAAUCAUUAGCUGAGUUCUUUGUUGAAGGUUGAUGAUUCGAUAUGCUCACAUAGAUGAUGUUUGGUCUUUCAGGUUUAACUAUAGACAUAUGGCUAAUACUUUAUCCUUGUAUAGAACGGUUAAACGGUUAGGAAUACCUGAUGAGAGGAUAAUACUCAUGCUGGCAGAUGACAUGGCUUGCAACGCUCGAAACAAGUACCCUGCCCAGGUUUUCAACAAUGAAAAUCACAGGCUCAACCUCUAUGGUGAUAAUGUUGAGGUGCGUAUAGUCUAUUCUAAUAACCUUCCGCUUUCCUCCAGAAAACUAAGCAGUUUUGUUAUGUUUAAUACUAGUUCCAUUGAGAUUGAGGGAUUAAGCAUUGUUGAAAUGAGUGCCAUUUUCAGAAUAAUUGUAAAAAGUGUCAGUCCAUCCUGGAAGUUGGAACGCUAUACAAAUAUGUUAAUAUGUUCUCUUAAAGUGAUAAAUGUUCUGAUGAAUGUAUUUCCUGAUAUAUUGUUUCUAGGGCCUCUCUUAAUCUGUACACCUAGAACAAGUAAUGGGAGAUUGAGAUAGAUGUCCAUCACCGUUAUUUAAUUCACCAAUAUAUUGCCUUACACGAACUAAUGCUUAAAAUGUUCUGUUUUAUGGAUGUUUCUGCUGAUAAUUCAUCGUGUGUGCAUAAUCUUUAGGAUUCUUUAUUUCUGCUGAUUCAGUAUUUAAGAGCAAAUGAUAUACAAUGGUGGCUAACUCUUAUGACUGCACUUUUUUUGUCGCAAUUGUGAUAUACAACGAUCUAUUUAUAGCAAAAGUUGCUGCUUUUGUCUUUCAUCUUAACUAAGGAAAGACAUGGAUGCCUCUCUCAAUCUCACCACUUGGCAAAAGAAUA
Molecule: messenger RNA, 917 nt
Organism: Olea europaea var. sylvestris
Lineage: Eukaryota; Viridiplantae; Streptophyta; Magnoliopsida; Lamiales; Oleaceae
Exons: 2
Coding region: 83-604 (173 amino acids)
Biological process (GO): proteolysis; attachment of GPI anchor to protein; protein localization to cell surface
Cellular component (GO): GPI-anchor transamidase complex
Molecular function (GO): GPI-anchor transamidase activity
Source: RefSeq, a predicted model, not a curated record